This is a messenger RNA of Nymphaea colorata (pocket water lily), 2796 nucleotides long. Its product is annotated as probable fucosyltransferase 9. Gene Ontology annotation, cellular component: Golgi apparatus; membrane. Gene Ontology annotation, biological process: cell wall biogenesis; xyloglucan biosynthetic process. The record is from RefSeq and is a predicted model, not a curated record. Lineage: Eukaryota; Viridiplantae; Streptophyta; Magnoliopsida; Nymphaeales; Nymphaeaceae. Bases 329 to 1915 code for a protein of 528 amino acids. The transcript has a single exon. Gene Ontology annotation, molecular function: galactoside 2-alpha-L-fucosyltransferase activity.
GUCCUCAAGUUUCUUGACAUGGCGGCGAGAAAGGUCAUACUGGUCCGAGAAGUAAGCUUUACUCUGCUCUACGUUGGCAAGGCAUUGAACUUCUCCGGUGAUUUGUUGACGAUUACUAAUUACGACUUCACUUUCAUAUUUUUAUAAAUAUGAAUGUCAAUGCGUUUUUCCCGUCUCCGCCACCUUCUUCCUGCUGUCAAAACCGCCCUCUACGUUUCUGAACGUAGACUUCUACCUGAUCUCGCUCUUCCUGGCUCCUUCUAAAAUUGCCAAUGAUCUCCUUCCCAUCCAUGCCAUCAUCCAUCAAUCUUGACGUUUCAGUGACAAGAUGGUUCCCUUCACCAUCUUGGUGCUAUUAACUGUAUAUUCUCUCACACUGCCCACAGGCCAUGGCGGUGUCAAUGACAGUCGACCUCCGACAGAGUACAGGUACACGCUCUCCAGCUUUUCUCAGGAGAAGAUCCUCCACUGCUCAACUCUGCCUCCAAGUGAACGGCUUAUCUGUGAGCUGGAGGGUGCCAUUGAUGCUCAAGGCCUCGCUUCUAAUGGCAAGGACGCAAAGACUCCUGGGCCACCGCCUGCUAACAGGUCAUGUAAGUUCAGGGAAGAUAACCUCUACAGCCUUUAUCCUCACUCCAUGCCUCCAUCCCCUGUGUUGAACAGAGUGCUGGAGAAGUAUGUAGCCAUGCACAGACGCUGCAGGGACAAAGAUUUUGCAAGCCUUGAUGAUGUCUACACUUCUUCCAGGAGACCCACCUGCCAGUACUUGAUAUACAAGCCGGCCAUCUGCGGAUUCGGCAACAGGAUGCUGGCCCUGCUGUCUUCUUUCCUCUAUGCAAUCAUGUCUGCAAGAGUGUUACUGAUCGACUACCCAGAAUGGGAUGAUCUCUUCUGUGAGCCAUUCUUGGGCUCUAGCAUCCAACUCCCUGCUCAAACCAAGCUCAACCAGGAGCUGGGUCCAUGGUACUUGCAAUUUCGCGACGCUCGGUGCGGGGCCGCUCCUAAUUCUAACAAAAUCUGCAACACCACUGUGGUGAAUCUGCGCUUGGAUCACACAAGUCGUUUACGCGAGUAUGAGUCAGUUGCCUGCCCAAUGGGCUAUGCAAGACUCAGAAACAUAGAAUUUGUGACAAUGAGGUUGUGCAACCAAUACUUUGUGCCUGGGUUUUACGUCAAUCCUGUGCUCUCCCCUCUGCUUGAAGUCUUGUUUCCUCAAAGGAACCCAUUCCAUUUGCUAUCAAGGUUUCUUCUGGUACCGAGUGACCAAAGGUGGGCUUCUAUUAGCUCCUACUUGGACAUUCGUGCUAGCAGAAGAGUUGGAAUCCAAGUGAGGGAAUUUGGUGGGAGCUAUACAAAAGCUUAUGAUAAAAAUGUGAUUGAGUGCGUCAAGAAGAAGGGAGGUUUCCUGCCUAAGAGGUUCCGGAAGCGAGUUCACAGCGGCGAGUACUGCAGCAUCUAUAUGGCUACAUUGUUGAGCCGCCAUUUGGAGGCGGUGAACUCUUCCUUGCAGGUGUUGGUAGAGGAGACUGGGAAGGAGUUCAGGUUCAAUCACCAAAAGUUGGAUGGGAGGGAGUUACAUGACAAAGAGCACCAAGCAGAGGCAUUGGUUGAUAUGUGGGUGUUGAGCAUGAGCAAUGUCUUGGUGACCAGUCAGGACUCCACCUUUGGUUACAUGGCAACUGGGUUGGGUGGGGUUGUUCCAAAUUUCCUUGAUAAGGAGGAAGGGAAAGGCUGCUUUAUGGGACUGGGUGUGGAGCCUUGUUUUCAUGCUGCACCAAGGAGUCUCCUGUGUGUCCAAGAGGAGCCUGUGGCUCUCAGCCUGCAUAAUCUGGUUGAGAAAUCUUCUAAAGUGAAUGCUUGCAAUGACAGGCCUGUGGGUUGGACAGUGUUGCCACCAAAUGUAUCCUACAUCUAAGAGACCUCAGCCAAGGACAUAUAAAAAUGUGGUUUGGAUCAGAGAUUGCUGCCUUGGAGAUCCUGUACAACAGAUAAUGACAGCCUUCAUACCACACCUGACCCCGCUUGCAGCUUCAUGCAAAAUUAUAGGGAAACUGAUUGUUUUUAUUCUUUCCUUGAUGUGAUUGUAAUGAUUGUGGUUGAGGGUUGUUAAAAAUAUGCGAUUGUUAUUUUAUUUUAUUUUAUUUUAUUUUGAGUCGGAAGGAAGUGUUUUCAUCAAUUCGUCUGACUGUAGAUCAAUCUUGAUAUAAAAUUUUUAAAACUUGAGUAAUGAAAAUAAAUUGCACUUUCUGAGAAUUCAGACUCUUUCUCCUUGUAACUUCUGAAUGUCCUGCACUUCUACCUGCUGCAAGCUUUCCCCAUUCAUUCUCAUACGCUCUCUUGUCCUAAUCUUAUCUGUUACGUGGUUGGUAGCUCUGUUCUUCCAACAUAGUACAGGUAUCCUCUCCUACUCCUAUCGAGAAGAAGACCCCUCAGUUCUGCUACCUCCUGCCAAGCAGAGGAUUUCAGCUUGGGAUUGGACGUGGUCGUUGAUGCCUAUGGCCAUGCCAAGAAGGAACACCGAACCUCCUGGGCCACUGCCCAUCAACAGCUCAUGUAAGUGUAGUCGGCAGGACAAAAUCUAGGGUCUCUACCCCUAGUCCACGCCUCCAUCCCCCGUUCUGAACAGACUGCUGAAGAAGUCCGCCGCCAGAAAAGAUACUUCAGUUACCUAAGAUCUGCAAGUCUCAGUAUUUUCUAUAGUUUUUGUAGGAGACCUGAUUGCCAGUACUUGACCUGUUGGCCGAGCUGGUACCAGUUCUGCAAUUGACUUCCGACGUUGAUCUCCUCCUUACUGAA